Hevea brasiliensis (rubber tree) is the source of this 2182-nucleotide messenger RNA. RefSeq names its product 3-ketoacyl-CoA synthase 11. Gene Ontology annotation, cellular component: membrane. NCBI's taxonomy places the organism in Eukaryota, Viridiplantae, Streptophyta, Magnoliopsida, Malpighiales, Euphorbiaceae. Gene Ontology annotation, molecular function: acyltransferase activity, transferring groups other than amino-acyl groups. The record is from RefSeq and is a predicted model, not a curated record. Bases 393 to 1928 code for a protein of 511 amino acids. Gene Ontology annotation, biological process: fatty acid biosynthetic process. The transcript is spliced from 3 exons.
UUUAAAUAUACAAGAACAAUUAAGUUUACAUUACGCGGCACAUGGUGUGAUGUUGGUUCACACGUGAAAGGCUUAAGCGUUAAGACAACCUAAAGCAGUCGUCCGUUACAAAACUUCCAACUCUCUGGACUUUCUCAACCUCUGUCGUCUUCUUUCUUUUCUCAGACAUGAAGAUUGGUCAUUUCUGCUCAGAUUUCUCAUUCAAGGGAUGUUAAGGUUCUUGUAAUCUGUUGUAUUAUUUGAUUCAGUACAGAUCUUUUGUGAAGCCAUUUUCCUGGUAGACCUUGAAAAUCCUAAAAGACCCAAAUUCCAAUUUUUAUUGCAAGUACUAGACAAUCUCAUCAAUCCUAGACACCUAGCACUACGUCUCUGGUCAAGGAAAAAAAGUAUCAAUGUCUGAUUCAAAUCCCAAAUCAUCCUUGAUCCCUCCAUCGUCCUCUCCAAAACUCCCAGAUUUUAAACAAUCUGUGAAGCUUAAAUACGUGAAGCUUGGCUACCAUUACCUUAUCACCCAUGGAAUGUACCUAUUUUUAUCUCCUCUUGUUGUCAUUGUCGCUGCUCAGCUAUCUACAUUCUCUGUCCAAGAUCUCCAUGACCUUUGGGAUCAUCUCAAAUUCAAUCUCAUAUCUGUGAUCCUGUGUUCAACCCUACUUGUGUUUUUGUUGACCCUUUACUUCCUCACUCGUCCCCGCCCUGUUUACCUUGUAGAUUUCUCCUGUUAUAAGCCUGAUGAUUUGAGAAAAUGUACCAGGCAGAUUUUUAUGGAAAGGUCUCAGUUAACGGGUUCUUUUGCUGAGCAAAGCCUUGAGUUUCAAAGGAAAAUUCUUGAAAGGUCAGGGCUUGGAGAGUCAACUUAUCUCCCUGAGGCUGUACUCAGAGUUCCUCCAAAUCCAUGUAUGGCAGAGGCGAGGAAAGAGGCUGAGGCCGUGAUGUUUGGUGCAGUCGAUCAACUAUUUGAGAAAACAUCUUUGAAACCGAAAGAUAUUGGGAUCUUGAUUGUGAAUUGUAGCUUGUUUAAUCCAACUCCCUCUUUAUCUGCUAUGAUCAUUAAUCAUUAUAAACUCCGAGGGAAUAUUAUUAGCUAUAAUCUGGGGGGCAUGGGUUGCAGUGCUGGUUUGAUAUCAAUUGAUCUGGCUAAAGAUCUUCUUCAAGUACAUCCUAAUUCUUAUGCAUUGGUCAUUAGCAUGGAAAAUAUUACUUUGAAUUGGUACUUUGGGAAUGACAGGUCAAUGCUUCUUUCGAAUUGCUUGUUUAGAAUGGGAGGGGCUGCCAUUAUGCUUUCCAAUAAAAGGUCCGAGGGGUGGCGUUCCAAGUACAGACUGGUUCAUACAGUUAGGACGCACAAGGGUGCUGAUGAUAAGUGCUUCUCUUGUGUUACUCAAAGAGAGGAUUUUACUGGGCGCAUUGGAGUUUCUUUGUCUAAGGAUUUGAUGGGAGUAGCUGGGGAUGCUUUAAAGACUAAUAUCACUACCUUGGGCCCUCUUGUUUUGCCAAUGUCCGAACAGCUGCUCUUCUUUACCACAUUGGUGGGGAAGAAACUUCUCAAGAUGAAGAUUAAGCCAUACAUUCCAGAUUUCAAACUGGCGUUUGAGCAUUUUUGUAUCCAUGCUGGUGGAAGAGCUGUGCUGGAUGAACUGGAGAAAAACCUUCAGCUUUCCGAUUGGCAUAUGGAACCCUCAAGAAUGACACUAUAUCGAUUUGGUAAUACUUCAAGCAGCUCUCUUUGGUACGAAUUGGCUUAUACAGAAGCCAAAGGAAGGAUGAAGAGGGGGGACAGAAUGUGGCAGAUAGCUUUUGGAUCUGGAUUCAAAUGUAACAGUGCAGUCUGGAAAGCUCUGCGGACCAUAAGCCCAGCUAAGGAGAAGAAUCCAUGGAUGGAUGAGAUACACCAUUUCCCAGUGGAUGUUCCCAAGUUUUCAGCCAUAUAAAAGUGGUAGCAGUGGUUUCUCAUUUCUUUGCAGGGCAGGAGCUUCUGGUGAUGAAAGCAAAAUUCUUUCUUUUAGUGAUGAAUCUUUUUAGUGUCUGCUUUUGCUGCAGAUUUAUUUAGGGAUUGUUAACUAUAUUGGUGUUCCUUUUUAAGCUAUGAGUGAACUAGAAUGAGGUAGUAACUACGGGAUUUAGGUGGCAUUGUCCCCAUUUUAGCAAGAAUGUGAUCACUGUGCAAUACAUUUUUUUUUCUUUA